AUCCUCGUUCCCACAAUCUGUCAACUUUGACCCAUUUGUGAACACCCUCUCUUUGACGGCAUCUUUGUCACAUCAUACACAGCCACAUUCGACGCGGAAUGUUCGUUAUGCUCUGAUAGAACCCGAGUCCGUCCCUAGGGGCACUAAUGUUGCCUCCACGACUGUUCACUCUCCCGAUUACACAACAGUCUUCCGAUCUGCACUCGCCCUUUCAUCGCGAGUCCUUUGAACACUCCAGCCCUUUUCUAGCUCUUUUCCGACCAUUCUCUCUCCAUCCUUCACUCGAUCCAAGGCUGGUUUUUCCGACAUCCUCCUCUUCUGUUAAAGCGCCGAAGCGUUUGAGAGAGUCACGACCAACACCCAAGUUUCGUUCCCAGAGGGAAUAGAAAGCUCGCACCCAUGACAUACGGCAUGCACACCGGUGCGGCGUCCACCGUCUCGGCGUGUUCAGCACAUGCCGCGAAUCUUCCGGUCAUUGCAGACGAGGAAUCCUCUGACGUGGACGAACCCCCCGAUUCGAAUCUACCUUAUUCCCCCAUUAAAUAUGGGGCCUUUGGCCGAAAUCCCAUCCGACGUUCUGUCGAGAUGCACCACCAAUCUCUUUUGACCAAGGCUCUUCAAAGUCGUUCAGAAGAAGACGGCACGGACGACCGCCCUUCGACUGGAUCCUUUCGACUCCGCCGCUCCGCAACAAGUAACGCCAGUCUCGCUUCCACCGUUGACCUGACUAGCGAUACCGGCCUAACAAGUCCCUCUCGAACCAAUACGCCCAGCCCGCCUCUUCCCGAGCUUCGAUUCCUGACCCUCAAUGGCGAGCCCGCGAAGGAACAAAAUCGCCCUCCUAUAUCUCGACCCGACGAACCCGUCAAGGAUCUGGUGGCUCCGAAAAAGCGCCGCAUCCAAUUCGCAUGCGACUGCAGGCCGGAAACGAAGCCCGUCGUGCAACCUGUCCCACAAAGACCGGUCCCCCCUGCCAAAGCUUCGUCUCCUCCUCCGCGCAAGACGAGAAUUAAAUUUGCAUACCCAGCUCCUCUUCCUGCGUCCACUCAGAACACUCCGCCUCGCCAAGUGGAGCGGCUCGAGGCGCUCGUCUCCCAGCGUCAACCCUCGGUGUCAGAUCGCGAGCGAUCGCGCGGCAGUGGCCAAAAGCAGCGCUACUCUCGGUCUCCUAAGCCUGUCGUGCCUCACCAUGCUUCCGACGGUUCUGCCUGUAAGACGAAGAAAUAUAUCACUGCGAGCGACAAAGAUCUCCAGUGUGAAUCGUCUCGUUUUCACGAAUUCGCCAGCGACGAUCCCUGCCAUGACGACUGGAUCCUCGAAUCGUGCCCCUCCCAGGGACGCAAACUCACCAUCGAUGACACUCUUUCGAAGGAAAACGAGAUACGCAAGAUCGCGAGGGAAGCUGAAGAGGAAGCCGAUGCAGAGGAGGACUUGGAAACAACAAGGGGCGAUGACGACGAAGACGAGGACGCCAUAGGCGACACAGUUAGCGGCGUCGUCGGCGAGGAUGAUGUGCAGCAUGACGAUGAAGAUGACAACGAUGACGAUGACGGGGACGACGACGACAAUGAUGGCGAGGACGAUGAGGACUACGACUCCGUCGGCUAUCACACAGAUGAGGAGACGGGCUUCGCUGCCUCUGACGAUGAGAACGAGGACGACGGCCUCCAGCUCUGGACUCCCGCGCAGCCGGCCUUGCGCCUCUCAGGAAGCACGCCAGUCCCUCGCCGCUCCUCGACGAUGGCUGGGGACCUUUCUGACUCCUCCGUCGGGUCGCCUAGCGGCGUCCGUGGGAUCCGGUCUCGCAAGACUAGACGAAUCAAGAUCCGACCGGGCACACCGGAGCUCCCCGACAGCACCGACUUCGUCUGCGGUACUCUAGACGAGGACCUUCCUAUGGAGGAUGCGUACAUCUCGUGUAUGGCCGCUCGGAGGCGUGAGAAACUUCACGUCAUCCCUCAAGACAUCGACCCCAGCUUUCCCGCCUCAGAUCCUGAAGGCGAGGGCGAGGAAGAAAUAUUCAAUCCGGUGAAGCACGCUAGUGACGACGAGGACCCGUGGCUUCAUGGUAAGAUGGAUGACCUGCAUCAUGAACAAGACGGGCGCGGUCGGAAGAAGAAGGGGACACGUCCUUCUCCCAAACGCUAUCACUCGCCGCCGCCACCAAAGAAAUACCACUCUCCACCUCCGAAGCGUCACCAUUCCCCCGCCCCAACCAAAACUCGUGGGCGCUCUUCGCCACAUCGUCUCUUCGACCCACAGGCGAUUCCCUUUAAGGAGCUGGCGUCGCGCCCCGGCCUGACCAUGACCAAGUCGCUGCCUCGAGCACCCGCUUUGUUUCCCAACCACCGACAUGGCCGUCGCAGCAAGCUGGCCAUGACCAAUGCAAAUAGCAACAACGACAUCCAUGUUCGAGGUGCCAUCGACAUUGUUAAGGGUCUGGAGAAGAAGCGUCAGAGACGCAGGGAGAAGUUUUAUCAAAAGUAUUGCAACCGCGCUCGCAAGGGGCAAAUCCCGGAACGCAAGCCUCAACCCGGCAUGGGAUAUGAGCGGAUGAGGGAGCUUGGCCUCAUCAUGGCCGGGAAGAUUGAACAGUGCAAUUAUGUUCUGUCAGUCUGAGCUUCCUCUGGACGACAAGGCCGUCGCCUUGUUCUUUUUCUUUUUUGUGUCUUUCCGCAUUCUUCCCUUGAAUUUUCUCCCCGUUGUAUUUGCAUCAAGUGCCACCCGCACGAGGCGACCUAGGUGU
Molecule: messenger RNA, 2746 nt
Organism: Sodiomyces alkalinus F11
Lineage: Eukaryota; Fungi; Ascomycota; Sordariomycetes; Glomerellales; Plectosphaerellaceae
Exons: 2
Coding region: 400-2619 (739 amino acids)
Source: RefSeq, a predicted model, not a curated record